Molecule: messenger RNA, 4105 nt
Organism: Podarcis muralis (Common wall lizard)
Lineage: Eukaryota; Metazoa; Chordata; Lepidosauria; Squamata; Lacertidae
Gene: AGAP1
Product: ArfGAP with GTPase domain, ankyrin repeat and PH domain 1
Biological process (GO): activation of GTPase activity
Molecular function (GO): GTPase activity; GTP binding; GTPase activator activity
Source: RefSeq, a predicted model, not a curated record
UGCUGCUUUCCGAUACUGGGAGACUGUAGUACAGUAUGCUGAUUGCAGGCGAGGAACGUGUUUGUCUAGGAGUCGGAUUACGCUGAGGCAUCCAGCGAUUGGUGGCAACGGGGAAUUAUUAUUAUUUUCAGCAUCGUUCUUCCUUUUGGGCGACAGUAGAUUGCAAGGAUAAUACAGGGCCGGCGCUUCAUUUAGUAUAUUAAGCGGACGAGAUAUAAUCGGAUUUGCUCUGCAAAAAGGGCACAAUAUGCGGACGGGCAAUCUUCUGUAAACAAUAAAACCGAGGAGGGCGGCUGCUGCUCCUCCCCUCGCUAAUCCUCUCCGGCGCUGCUUCCAGAGAUCUGCGGGAGGAAAGCUCGCUCUGCUCCCUCCCGACCGCCCCGGCUUGGAUUUGGGGUGGUGAUGGUGGGCGCGCGUGGCCGGGAGGCAGGAGAGAAAGGGAGGCUCCGUGGGGCGCCUGUUUCAUAGGCGGGCGCUGUCGACAUGGAGCGAUGCCGUUACCUCCCCAGGCAGCCGAGCCGGAGGAGGGAAGGGCAGCCGGAGCCGCCGUGCCUCCCGAAGUGACUGCAGGCGGAGGAGAUCGCCGCCGGAGGAGAGGCAGGGACAAAGGACCUGGCCUCGGUUAGUCCCCCGCGGCGGGACUGGAGAUGUACCUCCUGGACAGCAGCGACCCGACCUCCGCCCCUUCCUCCCCGGGCGCCGCGGAGCGGGGGACCCCCCAGCGGAGAACGGUCUACCGCAUCUCGGUGACCCUAGUGAAGAAGGAGCCUCUCGGCUCGGCCGCCGUGCCCCGCGAUGGCUUCCUCCAGGAGCAGCAGCAGGAGAGCGCCGGGGCUGCCGCCGGGCACGCUUUCCGCAGCUCGCGGGCCCUCAGCACCGGGCAGCUGGAGCUGGGCCGCCUGAAGGUGACCAGGCGAGCCGGGCUGGGCUUCAGGUGGCCGCCGGCAGAGGCGCGCGGGAAGAAGGACUCGGCGCCCGAGGGGGCUGCCCGGCGUCCCCUGCGGGGCUCGCAGCAGCAGCAGGAGGAGGAGGCCGGCCCCGCGGGGCUCCCGAGACACUCGCCCGCCGAGGAAGCGGCCCCCGGCGGCCUGGACCCCGCGCGGCGGGCAGCGGCGGCGGCUCCGCUGCGCCGGAGCUGCAGUUUCCGGCACUGGAGCGGCGGGGAGGCGCUGCGGCUGCGCGCCUUGGCGCGGACCAAGCGCCACAGCAGCUCGGGCUGCCUCUCUCUGCCGGCCGGCGGCGCGGGAAGGUCGCUGAGCGCCGGCAGGCGCCCCCCGCGGGCGGGGGCCGAGGCGGGCGGGGGCCCGAAGAGCCCGGCCGGCGAGCUGCAGGUGCUUUCGGAGCGGCUGGGGGCCUGGGAGAGUUCGGCCGGGAGCGUCGCCUCUUCGCCCGAGCGCCGCCUGCUGCGCUUCUUCAGCGGGGUCUUCUCGCCCUUCGGGAGCCCCCUGGGCAGGUCUCCCCGGGCCCGGGCGGGGAGCAGCAGCAGCCUCCAGAGAAGCGCCCGCGCGCAGUCCAGCACCGAGAGCCUCGCGGAGCCCCUGAGCAGAGAUGCCUUUGUAAAUAGCCAGGAGUGGACACUAAGUCGAUCUGUGCCAGAACUCAAAGUGGGAAUUGUGGGCAACUUAGCUAGUGGUAAAUCUGCCCUUGUACAUCGAUAUCUGACUGGGACGUAUGUCCAGGAGGAAUCCCCAGAAGAUAUGGAUGCAGGUGGGAGAUUCAAGAAGGAGAUAGUAGUUGAUGGACAGAGUUACCUGCUGCUGAUUAGAGAUGAAGGUGGUCCUCCUGAGGCACAGUUUGCCACGUGGGUAGAUGCUGUUAUAUUUGUCUUCAGCCUAGAGGAUGAAAUUAGCUUCCAAACCGUGUACCACCACUAUAGCCGUAUGGCAAACUAUCGCAACACUAAUGAAAUCCCAAUGGUACUUGUGGGUACUCAGGAUGCUAUAAGUUCCAGUAAUCCCCGUGUCAUUGACGAUGGUAGAGCGCGGAAACUGUCGAAUGAUUUGAAAAGAUCUACCUACUAUGAAACUUGUGCUACCUAUGGGCUGAAUGUGGAGAGAGUCUUUCAGGAUGUUGCACAGAAGAUUGUUGCAACAAGGAAAAAACAGCAACUUUCGAUAGGCCCUUGCAAAUCCCUACCAAACUCUCCAAGCCACUCAUCUGUAUGUUCAGUCCAGGUUUCGGCAGUACAUAUCAGCCAGACCAGCAACGGAGGAGGGAGUUUAAGUGAUUAUUCCUCCUCUGUCCCAUCUACUCCAAGCACCAGCCAGAAGGAGCUACGGAUUGAUGUUCCACCUACCACAAAUACUCCAACUCCUGUUCGUAAACAGUCCAAGCGCCGGUCCAAUCUUUUUACGUCUCGGAAAGGGAGCGACCCAGACAAAGAGAAGAAAGGAUUGGAGAGCAGAGCAGAUAGUAUUGGAAGCGGUCGUGCAAUCCCAAUUAAACAGGGCAUGCUGCUGAAGCGAAGUUGCAGAUCUUUAAAUAAAGAGUGGAAGAAGAAAUAUGUUACUCUCUCUGAUAAUGGCGUACUGACCUAUCAUCCAAGUUUACAUGAUUAUAUGCAGAAUGUUCAUGGAAAAGAAAUUGAUCUUCUGAGGACCACAGUUAAAGUCCCAGGGAAGAGGCCACCUCGAGCUACGUCAGCAUGUGUACCCAUCUCCACUCCGAAAACAAAUGGCUUGUCCAAAGACAUAAGCAGUUUACAGAUCUCACCAAAUUCCGGAAAUGUGACUACUAGUACUUCUGUGUCUCAGAUGGCAAGCGGCAUCAGCCUGGUUUCCUUCAACAGUCGCCCUGAUGGGAUGCAUCAGCGUUCCUAUUCAGUCUCCAGUGCCGACCAGUGGAGUGAGGUGGCAGUUGCUGCAAACUCAGGCAUUAGUAGUGAUACCGGCUUGGGAGAUUCUGUGUGCUCCAGUCCAAGUAUAUCUAGCACCACAAGUACUAAGCCGGACCCUCCUCCUUCUCCUCAUGCAAACAGAAAAAAGCAUCGCAGGAAGAAAAGCACAAGCAAUUUUAAAGCUGAUGGUAUCUCAGGCAGUGCCGAAGCCAAACGCAAAGCGUGGAAACUAAACCGUGUUGGUAGCCUGCGAAAUAUAUACAGCAGCAGCAGCACCAACACUGAAGAACAAGAAGAUAACUUUGAAUUUAUCAUCGUGUCUCUUACUGGUCAGACUUGGCACUUUGAAGCUACAACAUAUGAAGAAAGAGAUGCUUGGGUCCAAGCUGUAGAGAGUCAAAUUCUGGCCAGCCUGCAGUCAUGUGAGAGCAGCAAGAAUAAGUCCCGACUGACAAGUCAGAAUGAGGCCAUGGCCCUUCAGUCAAUAAGAAACAUCAGAGGCAAUUCUCGCUGUGUGGACUGUGGGGCACAAAAUCCUGACUGGGCAAGCUUAAAUCUGGGAGCACUCAUGUGUAUUGAAUGCUCAGGGAUACACCGAAACCUUGGCACACACGUGUCCCGUGUGCGCUCACUUGACUUGGAUGAUUGGCCUAUUGAACUCAUCAAAGUAAUGUCCUCCAUUGGGAACGAGUUAGCAAAUAGCGUGUGGGAAGAAAAUACCCAGGGACGUGCAAAACCCUCUCCAGACUCCUCAAGGGAAGAAAAAGAGCACUGGAUCCGAGCCAAAUAUGAGCAGAAGCUCUUCCUUGCUUCACUGCAGUGCUCAGAGUUUUCCUUAGGCCAGUACCUGCUAAGAGCAACUGCGGAGGAAGAUUUGCGAACAGUCAUCCUGCUUCUUGCUCAUGGGACACGAGAAGAAGUCAAUGAAACCUGUGGAGAUGGAGACGGGCGUUCGGCCUUACAUAUAGCAUCCCGGAAAGGAAAUGUAGUGUUGGUGCAACUGUUAAUUUGGUAUGGUGCUGAUGUUAUGGCCCGCGAUGCCCAUGGAAACGGUGCUUUGGCCUAUGCCAGGCAAGCCACCAACCAAGAGUGCAUUGAGAUUCUCCUGCAGUACGGCUGCCCAGAUGAGCGUUUUGUCCUAAGUGUUCACCCGUUAUAAAUGGGGAUUGCCAUAAUAGGAACAACAGCAGUGUGAAACCGAUUAGAACAGAUGAGGAUGGUUCAGGCAGUUACCGACAAGAGGCACAAACCAGGACAUACCGUAUGUUC